Leptonychotes weddellii (Weddell seal) is the source of this 1283-nucleotide messenger RNA. It is a transcript of the gene B3GALT5, whose product is annotated as beta-1,3-galactosyltransferase 5. Gene Ontology annotation, biological process: protein O-linked glycosylation. The record is from RefSeq and is a predicted model, not a curated record. Gene Ontology annotation, molecular function: N-acetyl-beta-D-glucosaminide beta-(1,3)-galactosyltransferase activity. Lineage: Eukaryota; Metazoa; Chordata; Mammalia; Carnivora; Phocidae. Gene Ontology annotation, cellular component: endoplasmic reticulum; Golgi membrane.
CCAAGAUACGUACGGUAUUCCUGCCUCAUCUGAGGUUUUGUGUUCUAAGGUUUCAGUCACCCGUGGUCCACCACGGUCCAGAAGCAGAUGGUCUCCAUUCUGACCUAUUGUCAGAAGGUCGGUGGUAGCCCAACGCGACCUCACACUCCUGCGCCGCCCGCCUCACCUCAUCUCAUCACGUGGGCAUUUUAUCAUCUCCCAUCAUCACAGGAAGGAUGGCUUACGUGAAGAUGCGCUUGAUGUACAUUUCCCUGGUGGUCCUGGGAGCCCUCUGUUUGUAUUUUAGCAUCUACAGCCUGACUCCUUUUAAAGACGAGCCGUUUGUCUUCAAGAAAGAAAGGGGGAACUUCCUUCAGCUUCCAGAUAUCAACUGCAGGCAGGAUCCCCCCUUCCUUGUCCUGCUGGUGACCUCCUCCCACGAACAGAUGUUUGCUCGCACGGUCAUCCGGAACACGUGGGGGAAAGAAAAGAAUGUGAGCGGAAGACUCAUAAAAACCUUCUUCCUUUUGGGAGCCACAUCCAGUAAAGACCUGUCGAAAGUGGUAGUGCAGGAAAGUCAGCGGCAUCGCGACAUCAUCCAGAAGGACUUCAUGGACGCCUACUUCAACUUGACCCUGAAGACCAUGAUGGGUAUCGAGUGGAUCCACCGCUUCUGUCCUCAGGCGGCUUUCGUGAUGAAAACGGACUCGGACAUGUUUGUCAACAUCUACUACCUGACCGAGCUGCUCCUCAAGAAAAACAGAACCACUCGGUUUUUCACCGGCUUCUUAAAACUGAACGAAUUUCCGAUUAGGGACAAGCACAACAAGUGGUUUGUCAGUAAAUACGAAUAUCCGUGGGAGAAGUACCCGCCCUUUUGCUCGGGCACUGGCUACGUGUUUUCCAGCGACGUGGCAAGUCACGUGUAUGAUGUGUCCGACAGCGUCCCGUUCAUUAAGCUCGAAGACGUCUUCGUGGGGCUCUGCCUGGCAAAACUGAAAAUCGGGCUGGAGGAACUCCACUCCGAGCAGACCUUUUUCCCAAACGGGUUGGCCUUUUCCACGUGUCGUUUUAGGAAGAUCGUGGCCUGCCAUUUCGUCAAGCCUCGCAACAUGCUGAGCUAUUGGCAGGCUCUGGAAAAUUCUCUGGAAGAGGAGUGUCCAGCUGUCUGAGCAAGCCCAGGGGCCCAUGCGGACACACUUGAGACAACCCAUAGUUUGGAAGCUCUUCAGGGGGCAUUGCUGAGGGUCCUCGUGGGGCAGGGAGGGAGUGAGGGGGGAGGAGGAAGAGGCAGGUGAGGGUGC